Molecule: messenger RNA, 273 nt
Organism: Thermothielavioides terrestris NRRL 8126
Lineage: Eukaryota; Fungi; Ascomycota; Sordariomycetes; Sordariales; Chaetomiaceae
Exons: 1
Source: RefSeq, a predicted model, not a curated record
GUAUACGCCUAUAUCGACGAUAUCAUUAUCGCUAGUAAGAAUAUAGAGGAGUACCUCAAGUACGUUGAAACGGUUCUCGAUAUCCUCGACAAGGUAUAUAUUUAUAUUUUAGUAGAAAAAUCCUUUGUAGCCUACCCGUCAGUGAGACUGCUUAGCUAUAUAGUCAAUGGCGAAGGAGUGGCUAAGACGAACGAUAGGAUCGCUAUAUUUAAGAAACUUAAGUUCCUUAAUACCCUUGAGACCUUAGAACAGUACCUUAGUAUAGCCGGAUAG